Molecule: messenger RNA, 674 nt
Organism: Gorilla gorilla gorilla (western lowland gorilla)
Lineage: Eukaryota; Metazoa; Chordata; Mammalia; Primates; Hominidae
Gene: DNPH1
Product: 2'-deoxynucleoside 5'-phosphate N-hydrolase 1
Exons: 4
Coding region: 46-570 (174 amino acids)
Biological process (GO): deoxyribonucleoside monophosphate catabolic process
Cellular component (GO): nucleus
Molecular function (GO): 5-hydroxymethyl-dUMP N-hydrolase activity
Source: RefSeq, a predicted model, not a curated record
GCGGGCUGACGCCCCCUGGCGCCGGAGAGUGCGGGCGGCUGGGGAAUGGCUGCUGCCAUGGUUCCGGGGCGCAGCGAGAGCUGGGAGCGCGGGGAGCCUGGUCGCCUGGCCCUGUACUUCUGCGGGAGCAUUCGCGGCGGACGCGAGGACAGGACGCUGUACGAGCGGAUCGUGUCUCGGCUGCGGCGAUUCGGGACAGUGCUCACCGAGCACGUGGCGGCCGCCGAGCUGGGCGCGCGCGGGGAAGAGGCUGCUGGGGGUGACAGGCUCAUCCAUGAGCAGGACCUUGAGUGGCUGCAGCAGGCGGACGUGGUCGUGGCAGAAGUGACACAGCCAUCCUUGGGUGUAGGCUAUGAGCUGGGCCGGGCCGUGGCCUUUAACAAGCGGAUCCUGUGCCUGUUCCGCCCGCAGUCUGGUCGCGUGCUUUCGGCCAUGAUCCGGGGAGCAGCAGAUGGCUCUCGGUUCCAGGUGUGGGACUAUGAGGAGGGAGAGGUGGAGGCCCUGCUGGAUCGAUACUUCGAGGCUGAUCCUCCAGGGCAGGUGGCUGCCUCCCCUGACCCAACCACUUGACUUAAUCUCACUUUCUUAAAUUCUUCUAUUCUCAGACACUGCUCUAGUACCAUUCCUUCCUCUUAGCCCCAGGAGCAAAUUAAAAGGUACAGUUAAAAUCCUAA